UUGCUUGACGCGUUCGAGUGAAAAGCUCAAUGAUAAAACUAGAUAGUUGUACGAUUAGAUCAGGUUGUACCUGAUUAUCGCCGAUAGUUCACACAUGUUUUAUGGCCAAAUUACCGACUGUUUGUGAACUUAUCGCGUUCAGUGUGAGUGAGCAACUGGUAACCGCGGUCAAGUCCACUAUUGCCGACGUUUGUAGAUUAGUUGCGUUGAGUUUUCAUGCGAAACUUUCUCGCCUCAUCGCCGCCAUGGACUUGUAGCAGUAACAGGUAGAUUCAAAUAUGAAAGUUCCACUAAUAUCCGCCUGUUCUACAGCUGCAACGUUGGCUAAAUGAUAAAGAAUGAAUGCCAGACGACCGGCAAUAAUCAUCACUUUUGGAAGUUUAAUGCUGACGAUUUGGUACGUUAAUUUUCCGCCCAACCUGCAAAGACAAUGUGAGGACUGUGGAACUGAAACGGCGAGCCCGAUCCCUUCAAAUGCCGUAGAACCCAACCAGUACACGUUUAAAGACUUAGACAAACUGUUGUGCUCCAGAGAAGUUGAACCUUCUAAUGAAACGUUGCGACCUUGUCCGAAGCAUGGCAUCGCAACGAUGAUUCCCGGGGGAAGAACUGAAAUGAGCCAUUGUAGGGAACCAGAUGUGGGAAUACUCAGCCAUAUGGUUUGUCGCCAAAGAAACUGGUCGCCAGCCCUACAUUCCAACUUGCGUAAAACUUGCCCUUGAGGGCAUAUUCGAGGGCAUGUCCCUUCCAUCUCUGCAGGCCAUCGGCCACUGCCCGUUCGACCAAAGCUCCUCGGUGGACUCAAUGGAACAAUUGGUGCUCCCUCACCAAAGCAUAAUAGUGCCAGCGUUUUCUUUUGAGCGAAGACUAGCCAUUCCCCAUCUGGGCGAAGUGGUUAGGGAAUUCCAGUUCAAAAAGCCCCUACGGGACAAAGCGCAAGAGGAUCUGCGUGAAAUUGCGGCCGACUUAUUGCCUUCGGCAACCCCGACGUUCAUCGGCGUCCACGUGCGCCGAGGCGACUACGGCGCCUUUCUAAAAAGGAAAUGGAACGCCACGAUGGUAACAGCAACCUUCUUCCGCAAAUCAAUGAACUACUACAGAGCCAAAUUCUCCAACUGCCUGUUCAUCUACAUCAGUGACGACCCGCUUUGGUGCUUCCAACACUUUGGAAAUCUCAGCGAUGUCUUCGUCACGUCGCUCAACAGCCGCCGCACUCCAGCAGAAGACUUGGCCCUGAUGGCCGCCUGUAAUCACACCAUUUUCGAUUAUGGCACCUUUGGGGAAUGGGGCUCCAUUCUAGCUGGAGGCCUGGCAAUUUUCAACAACAGGGAUCAGAAUAUCAAUCCCCAUUUGCCCAACUGGAUUAUUAUGGAGUGAGGCCAAAACACGGCACAUCUCAACGCUGAGGGGACCAAUUGAAUUAUUUAUAUGUAUUUAUUAAACAACCCCAUUUUUCAACCCUAA
Dendroctonus ponderosae (mountain pine beetle) is the source of this 1464-nucleotide messenger RNA. Its product is annotated as galactoside alpha-(1,2)-fucosyltransferase 2. Gene Ontology annotation, molecular function: galactoside 2-alpha-L-fucosyltransferase activity. Gene Ontology annotation, biological process: carbohydrate metabolic process. The record is from RefSeq and is a predicted model, not a curated record. Lineage: Eukaryota; Metazoa; Arthropoda; Insecta; Coleoptera; Curculionidae. Gene Ontology annotation, cellular component: membrane. The transcript is spliced from 4 exons. The coding region runs from base 637 to 1377 and encodes 246 amino acids.